AAUUUCUAUGUCCUGAUCAUAGAUCCCAUAGAUAAUGUCUAUGGGAAUGAUACGUCGUAAAUUAAAGUAAAUAAAUAUUUGUUGUUUACCAAAGUUCAAUAGGCGUUACCUUGGAUGAUUCAACAAAUAUAAUAUCUUGUUUUUACCGGAUCUAUACACAUUGUGCAAUUUACUUCGAAAUGGCGGAAUCUACUGUGAACUGGAAAGAAGCAAAGUCGAUUUAUGAAUUUACUGUAAAUGAUAUUAAUGGUCAACCAGUUUCCCUAGAGAAGUAUAAGGGACAUGUAUUGAUUAUUGUUAAUGUUGCUUCUAAAUGUGGAUAUACAAAUAAUCAUUAUACAGAAUUGAAUGAACUGUAUGAUGAAUAUGCUGAAAGCAAAGGAUUGAGAAUCCUUGCCUUCCCUUGCAAUCAAUUUGGAGGGCAAGAGCCAGGUGAUAGUGAUCAGAUUUGUGAGUUUACAAAAAAGAAAAAUGUCAAGUUUGAUUUAUUCGAAAAAAUAAAUGUGAAUGGAAAUGAUGCACACCCGCUAUUUAAAUAUUUGAAAGAGAAACAGGGUGGAUUUUUGCUUGAUGCUAUCAAGUGGAAUUUUACAAAGUUUAUUAUUGACAAAAAUGGCCAACCAGUUGAUAGGCAGGGACCUAAUGUAAGCCCUAAAGGUCUGAUUAAAACUUUGGAAAAAUAUUGGUGAAAAGAGUAUGUGUAUUCAGAUGAAUAUUCUCUUAACAAUAUAUUAUUUUUUAUUGGUGUUUGAUAUAUUUUCUGAAAUAUUUUUAAAGUUUAUGAUUGUUCUUUAAAUUUCAGAGACUGAUAAAUUUAUAUAUUUUAUUAACCUUGUUUCCCUGAAAAUAAAUAUAUGAUACUAC
Messenger RNA from Coccinella septempunctata (seven-spotted ladybird), 864 nucleotides. RefSeq names its product probable phospholipid hydroperoxide glutathione peroxidase. Gene Ontology annotation, molecular function: glutathione peroxidase activity. Bases 180 to 689 code for a protein of 169 amino acids. The transcript is spliced from 2 exons. Lineage: Eukaryota; Metazoa; Arthropoda; Insecta; Coleoptera; Coccinellidae. The record is from RefSeq and is a predicted model, not a curated record. Gene Ontology annotation, biological process: response to oxidative stress.